UUUGUUCAAUUUCUUUUUUUUUCGCUUUUUCGAAUCCAAAAAGAAGCAGCAAAGAAGCCGCUUAGUUCCCUGGUCACAUGGACCAAUGCCCAGUUCCCUUGCUCUUUCCCCAGCCGACCCACCUCACCGAAAUCGGUCCUUUCCAAACAGGUAUCGUUGCGCGGCUUCCCCCGACCUAUCCGACCGCUGUCUCCGCCCAGAACUGCUGAGAAACGCCCGCAAUCCCCAUUCCAUCCACGCGCUUUGGAAGAUCGACACCGCCAGUUUUCGUCCUCCUUCUGAUAGGUCAUCUUGAACAUCUUCAUCCUUCAUCCUAUCAUCAUCCAGCCCUGUCCUGUCUAACUCACACUGAUACCCCCUUUCGCCCAUCAGCAUCAACAACAUCGUUACCGAUCAUCAGACUCCAAGCGACAACUUAGCUGGGAAAAAGGUUGAGGGCAUCCAUCCAUAAAAUCUCAGUUCGGAAGCGUCGAUAAAGAGCCCAUUGAUCCCUCUUUUGUCACACAACAUAACCGAUACCCCUCAAGCCAAGUCCAGACACCUAAGCAUCUUUUGACUUGCUGAACAGCCGCCUCUUUUUGCUGCAACUCUAGAGCUUCCUGUCCAUCAACAAUCCUUCGAUUCUGCAACCUUCCGCACCUGUAGUCAUAAGAGCGACCCAGACAGUAUGGCUGUCGGAAUCACCCAGACCAUGGCUGCAGCCACUACCAACGUCCCCUUCUGUCUCAAAGCUACCUUCAAGGAGACACCAAGCUUAAACAACUUCGAUAAGCUCGUCCAGGCCUUGAAGGAUGCCCUGGGACCGUCGUCGGGUUUGACUUCAGACGAUGUCGAUGUCGAACACCUUACUCGCUUGAUGCAAGACUAUCAAAGUGACGAGGUAGAAUGGUCGAGGUUCGCCUUUGGUGAUGCAAGCCGGGGGUACACCCGCAACUUGGUUGAUGAAGGGAACGGGAAAAGCAACCUUCUCGUUCUAGUCUGGUCCCCAGGCAAAGGCUCACCCAUCCACGACCACGGCAACGCCCACUGCCUCAUGAAGAUCCUCCAAGGCAACCUCACCGAAACCCGCUAUGCCUUUCCCGACUCCACUUCAUCAUCAUCAUCCUCCUCCUCUCCCUCCUCAGAACCAAAACGAAUGAAAGUUAUUGCGGAAAAGGUCUACCGCGAAAACGAGGUGGCCUACAUGGCCGACGAGCUUGGCGUGCACCGCGUGUGGAACCAAGACCCGGACAACUUUGCCGUCUCGUUGCACCUGUACACGCCGCCCAACGUAGCAAAGGGGGGCUGUCACAUCUUUAACCCGGAGACGGGAAAGAAGAGCCAUGUGCCCAAGUGCGGGUACUACUCGGCUUAUGGAAAGAGGUUGGAUGAGUAAGAAAAGAGAGACAGAAGAGAUGAAAAGAGAGACGAUCUGUAAAAAGAGAGGAGACGAUACUCAGUCGAGGUUGUAGUCGAUGAUGAGCAUACACGACGGGUGGAUGGAUAAUCGAUACAUAGAUGAAGAAGGUAAGGGUCGGUGGCAGGUGAUGAGCCUCGUUUUGUCGUCGAAUUGGAGUCGAGUCGAGUCCGUUUGCAUAGUUUGAUUUCGUUGGGUUGGAUGGGGAUAUAUAAUGACGAUGAUGAUGUCUCGUCAAGUCGAGGGAGGCGUUCGGUUGAUGAGCGGUGAUUCAGGGGCUAUUGUUAUUCCCAGGCUAGUUUGUUUUCGUUCAUGUUGCUAGGUAGUAAUUGUAUUGUUGCUUGCUUGCUU
Molecule: messenger RNA, 1747 nt
Organism: Neurospora crassa OR74A
Lineage: Eukaryota; Fungi; Ascomycota; Sordariomycetes; Sordariales; Sordariaceae
Product: cysteine dioxygenase
Exons: 2
Coding region: 668-1375 (235 amino acids)
Biological process (GO): L-cysteine catabolic process
Molecular function (GO): ferrous iron binding; cysteine dioxygenase activity
Source: RefSeq, a predicted model, not a curated record